UCCUGAAAAGCAAAAUACUGCUGUAUACUUGUAGCUCUAUUCUGCUAUAAGAUUAUUUUUAAUCAACCUGUUAUGUGGCACAACGCAAGGAUAGGAAGAUUUGAAAGCACACCUCCUGGUCGAGACAUAAGGACACUACUGCUGCGCCUCAAGAUCGCUCACUUAUCAGUUUCAUUUGGCUUUCUACCUACAUGUGAUGAUGUAUUGAGAGUGAAAAAUCACCUGCGGGUGACUUCAGACACCGGACGCUCGCGUUUACACCACAAUAACGUUAGUGCUAUAUACGUACUGCAUUUCAUCUGUUUUUGUGCAGCUAUUUUGUCCCCAAAUUCAGCUUAUUCCAAACACUGUCAUGAUCUCUUGUAUUCUAAUUCUCUCAAGCCAGUGAUUCUGUUUUGAUUCAUUUUGGUGAUACUUAAAGAAGACCACGUUGAUUUGUUUCUUUAGACUGCUGUCUCCACUCCCAACCCCCACGUCAAUUCCUCCCCUCACCCCGCCUUUCCGAUGCUUCUCGGUUCCUUCCGUUCUGCGCCGCCGUUAUUUUACAACUUUUAAAGAUGCUAUUGAGUGAGUUUCGUCCCGAAGGCAGAAAUCGCCGCUUCUGAGCUACGCCAGGAAAUGCACCCACAACAAAAUCUGGGAGAUCAAAGAGAAGCAAGGGGCGGAAGAGCGCCAUUGCAGCUCGGAAUCUGGGAAGCUUUUCUGGUUGUCGGUGAACGUGCUGCUGUUUUGGAAAACCUUUACGCUUUAUUACUACGGUACACAGUAUUAUUACUUGCAUCGGAUGCUUGGGUGCAUCUUCAAUUUUUCUGGAUUUCAGUGGUUCAAGGCAGAUCACCACCAACAUCUCGAGAGCAAUUAGGGAUGGGUCAUAAAUGCAGGUUGAGCCAGCGGCAGCAACAUCCUACGAGUGAAUUAAAAAUGAGAGAUACUAUGCAAUCAUUGCUAGGAUUAUGCAUUAGCAGAGCUUCUGCUUCAGUCCUGAAUAUGAACUGCAGUCUUGUCCUGCUGCCCAUGUGUCGCACUUUACUGGCAUUUCUGCGAGGAUCACAGAAGGUAAUGAGCAGAAAAGCACGAAGAUUAUUGGAUAAGAGUAAAACGUUUCAUGUAACGUGUGGUUUUACUAUAUGUUUAUUUUCAGUAGUCCAUGUUGCAGCUCACAUGGUCAAUGCCCUGAACUUUUCUUUGUGCUACAGUGAAGACUUUCCAGCUCUCAAUGUCGCUCACUAUCGGGAUGAGGAUCCCAGGAAGAUUCUCUUCACAACACUUCCAGGAGUAACUGGAUUUUUCAUGGUACUGGUGCUUUUCCUAAUGUGUACAUCUUCAUCAUAUUCAUUAAGGUUUUCCAACUUCGAUAUCUUUUGGUAUAUACAUAACCUCUUCAUAGUAUUCUACAUUUUACUUCUGCUUCAUGUGACUGGAGGCAUGUUGAAAUAUCAGGCAAAUUUGGAUCAACACCCGCCUGGCUGCAUUAACCCGAAUAAAACAUUAAUCGAUGAUUUGCCUGUGACAGAAUGUCCUGCAGAGCAAUUUAUGGAAGUCUAUACUGAGUCAGAACCUGGGAUGGAGAACAACUCCAAGAAAGUCUGCGGUGAAGCUCCAAAAUUUCAGUCUAAUUUGCAGGAGACAUGGUUUUGGGUGACUGGACCUCUCUGUCUUUAUUGUGCAGAAAGGCUGUAUAGAUACAUUCGGAGCAACAAACCAGUCACCAUUGUGUCUGUGAAUUCUCAUCCCUGUGAUGUAAUAGAAUUACGAAUGCUGAAAGAAAACUUCAGAGCAAGGCCUGGUCAGUAUAUUGUUCUGCACUGUCCGAGUGUAUCAACAUUUGAGAGCCAUCCCUUUACCCUCACAACAAGCCCUACAGAAAAUCGAGGAACAUUUGGUAUCCAUAUCCGUGUUCUAGGAGAUUGGACAGAAAGAUUUAGGGAACUGCUGCUACUUGAACCAAAUUUGGAUGCAGAAAUCCUGCCCAUACUACAGCAGAGAAAUUACCCAAAAUUAUAUAUUGAUGGUCCAUUUGGGAGUCCAUCAGAGGAAGUCUUCAACUACGAGGUUAGCCUUUGUGUGGCCGGUGGUAUUGGAGUGACCCCUUUUGCUUCAGUUCUAAACACACUAUUAAAUGAUUGGAAACAGUAUAAGCUCAGACGACUUUACUUCAUUUGGAUAUGUAGGGAAAUUCAGUCUUUUUUCUGGUUUGCAGAUUUGCUGUGCAUUUUACAUGACAAGCUUUGGCAGGAGAACCGACCAGACUACUUAAACAUUCAGUUGUAUCUCAGUCAAACAAACGGAAUACAGAAUUUAAAUGGAGAAAAAUAUCAAGCUCUGAAUUCGAGGCUUAUUAUUGGAAAACCUCGUUUGAAACUUCUGUUUGGAGAAAUAGCCAAGUGCAAUAGACAAAAAUGUGUUGGUGUUUUUUGCUGCGGGCCUAACAAGCUCUCCAAGGAACUGCACAAGCUUAGCAAUAAAACCAGUUCACACGGAACAAAAUUUGAGUACAACAAAGAAUCGUUCUCAUGAAGAUCAAUAAGGAAGAGAAAAUUAGCUAUGAAAACGUGAAGUGCAAUUAUUAACUGAUAAUUAGCAGGAUGUGCCUUAUACAAUCCCUUGUCACCAAAGAAUGAACAUAUUGAAUCAAUGCCAAUUCAGUAGUUGGUGUGGCAGAGGUACCAGUUUAUGUAUGGGGUUUGUCAAUGUCAGUUUAUCAAUUGGUAUUUUUCCAAUAUCAGUGAGUGAAUACCAGCUAUUUUAUUUCUAUUAGAACAAUUUAAUGGAAGGUUUGAAGUGUUGUUGCAGUUUUCAUAAAUCUAUUUCUCAUAAAAGAAUUUACAUGUAGCAGCAGAACUCAAUUCUGACAUAUGGUGAUGGGAAAAUUGGAUGUUGUACUCUGAAAUGUCAAAACAGUCCAUGCUUCUGUGUAACAAUUAUUUCCCCAUACUAUCUUAAUUAGUGUAGUUUGCUGUAACUGGCUGAGAAGGAAAGUGCCUUUAUAUCAUUUAUACUUCCAAGAACUGGAUAUUAAAGCGUAUUUAUUGUAUUAA
Messenger RNA from Rhincodon typus (whale shark), 3038 nucleotides. RefSeq names its product NADPH oxidase 4. The coding region runs from base 619 to 2517 and encodes 632 amino acids. Gene Ontology annotation, molecular function: superoxide-generating NAD(P)H oxidase activity. Gene Ontology annotation, cellular component: plasma membrane; NADPH oxidase complex. The transcript is spliced from 19 exons. Gene Ontology annotation, biological process: defense response; superoxide anion generation. The record is from RefSeq and is a predicted model, not a curated record. Lineage: Eukaryota; Metazoa; Chordata; Chondrichthyes; Orectolobiformes; Rhincodontidae.